Messenger RNA from Entrophospora candida, 1128 nucleotides. The record is from the annotation of a GenBank genome assembly. NCBI's taxonomy places the organism in Eukaryota, Fungi, Glomeromycota, Glomeromycetes, Entrophosporales, Entrophosporaceae.
AUGGCAUCAAAGUUACCAUUAGAUGUUCUCCAAAUAAUAUUCACAUUCAUUCGUAAAAGUGAAAAAAAGAAACUUAAAGCUAUAGGAAAUUUGCAUUCUUGUCUAUUAGUCAACCGACAAUGGUGUGAAGCAACAAUACCAUUAUUGUGGCGUAAUUCAUUUUAUUAUUUCGAAAGAGGCAAUGAAAAACUAAUUGACGUUUACAUAUCAUGUUUUAAUGAAAAGGAACUGGAUAAUUGGUGUGGUAAAUUGAUAAAACCACCAUACAAUGUAAUUUCAUUAAUGAUCAAAGCUCUGUUAAGAUUGUUUUUGACUCAUUCAGCUGUUUUAAUACAUUUGGUGAUUGGUGAAUGGACUUCGAGGAAAUCUUCUGAUUUUAUAUAUUUAAAAUUUACUGAGAAAGAAUUCGAGUAUUUGUUUGAACCUAUAAGAAAAUUAGAAAUUCAAGGUGAAUUUGUUAAAGACCGUUUAUUGACGGGCUUGAAAGAACCAUGUAAAAAUAUUGAAAAAUUAUUUGUAUAUAUAAAAGAUGUUCCACCAAACUAUGAGGAGGAAUUGCACUCAUUACAACAAUUUGUCAAAGAACAACGUUGUUUAAAAUCAUUAAAAGUAGCCAAUGUCGCAUCGAAUUUCCUCUUUCCAACAAUAGCCACACAGGCCAAUACUUUACGUUGUUUAUAUUUGUGGGGAUUAAAUUUCACAAACACGGACAAUUACAUAAUACCAUGGCAUUUAUUAUUAAGGUUUAAAAAUUUAGAAAAAUUAAAAUUUCGUAAUUGUAUUGGAUUUGAUCAACACAUGAAAGAUUCAUUAAUCAAUGGUGACGUCAAAGAAAUGGUGGUGGUUGAGAAGGAUAAGAGUGGGAAUGAAAAUUUGAUUGUGAAUAGGAGUGGGAUCGGACAAUGUAAAACGUUGAAUAAUGAAUAUAUAUUUGAAGAUGAUAUUAAAGAAUUAAUUGAUUGGGGUGUUGGACAAGGUGCUGUUGUAUUUCUUGGACACUUUUAUAGUGCAGAUGCAUUUUUUAAAGUUGGUAGAACGAUAGAAAAAUCUUUACUAAUUUGGGAGUGCUCUGAUGAUUUCUCCAAGAUGUAUAGAAAAUUUUUAUGUAAUAUAGCUCAUUGGUCAUGA